CCGAGGCCUUGCACAGGAAAGGGAGGGGUGUGGGGAAGGGGAAGAGAGUGUUUAAGGUCAUCACUCCGGACGACGGGGAGCAUUGCGAACGGAGGGAGAGGGAGGAACAGCAAGAUCCCAAAGACAAACCAAAUUCCCACACAGGCCUGGCUGAGAGUGACACCCUUUCUUCCGUCCCGUGGGUCAGGUGAUGGACGUCAAUGGCACUCUGCUGGGCAACUGGAGCCUUUGGGACGAGGACUGGGGGAAGGAGGAGGAAGAGGACUACCGUGACCACCAGGAGGAGGCGCUGUUGAACCACACCGAGCCCAUCAGGAAGUCCCUCACCGUCGUGUCCAUGGUGGCCUACGCUGCCAUCUUUGCCCUGGGCGUCCCCGGCAACAUCGCCGUGUUGUGGAUCGUGGGUUUCCUGAUGGCCAGGCGCCCAGUCACCGUCUGGUUCCUCAACCUCGCGGUGGCCGACCUCCUGCUGUGCCUCACCCUGCCCUUCCUGCUCACCCAGUUGGCCGUGGACUACCAGUGGCCCUUCGGCCCCUUCCUCUGCAAGCUGCUGCCCUGGCUCACCGUGCUCAGCAUGUACGCCAGCGUCUUCGUACUGACCGGCAUCUCGGUGGACCGCUGCCUGGCGGCGCUGCUGCCUCUCUGGUUCCGCAGGCAGCGCUCUCUGGGCCGGGCCCGGCUCUCCUGCGCCUCAGCCUGGGGCCUGGCCCUGCUGAUGUCCCUCCCCAGCCUCCUGUACCGGAGGACGGUGCAGUUCGCUGCCGGGUUCCCCGUCCGGUGCGUCGCCGACUACGGGGAGGAGCUGGGGCCUAGGCAGCGCGCCGUCAGCCUGACCCGCUUCGUCUUCGCCUUCCUGCUCCCCCUGGUGGUCAUCGCCGCCAGCAACGGCCUCAUCGCCCACAGCCUCUGGGCCUCCCGCUUCUCCCAGCCUCAGAGCCGGAGGCCCUGCCGCCUCCUGCUGGUGGUGCUGCUGGGUUUCUUCCUGUGCUGGACCCCCUACCAUGUGGUGGGCCUGCUCCUCCUGUCCGGCGACUGGCGGCUCCAGCACUGGGCCCGGACGGUCGACCCCGCCACCACCAGCCUGGCCUACCUCAACAGCUGCCUCAACCCCUUCCUGUACGCCUUCGCCGGGCGCCAGGGCCGUGGGCAGCUCCGCAGAGGCCUGAGGGGGCUGCUGGAGGGCGCCUUCGAGGAGGAAAGCUCCCUGGACUCCACUCAGCCCAAGCCCACACUACCGACGGUCAACGAGAAGACAAAGACCUCAGGCCUGUAGCUCUCUGGAUCGGUGGACCCGUCUUGUGUGACAAUUUGACUCGGCCGCUCCCACCAGGACCUCUCCUCUGGAUGCUCGGAAGUCUCCAGAUGGCCAACUUAACACCCUCACCCCCACCUCCCUCUUUAUAGGUACUCGAGAUGGUCAAUUUAACCAUCCCCCAGCAACAACCUCUCUUUGUAAAUCAUAGAGUCAUAGAGAUGUACAGCACAGAAACAGACCCUUCGGUCCAACCCGUUCAUACCGACCCAGAUAUCCCAACCCAAUCUCGUCCCACCUGCCAGAACCCGGCCCAUCUCCCUCCAAACCCUUCCUAUUCAUAUACCCCUCCAAAUGCCUCUUAAAUGUUACAAUUGUACCAACCUCCACCACUUCCUCUGGCAGCUCAUUCUAUACACGUACCACCAUCUGCGUGAAAAAGUUGCCCCUUAGGUCUCUUUUAUAUCUUUCUCCUCUCACCCUAAACCUACGCCCUAUAUGCCCUACCCCUAGAGACAUGGAAGAUAAUCCGAGGGUUAGAUAGGGUGGACAGUGACAGCCUUUUCCCUCGGAUGGUGAUGGCUUGCAUGAGGGAACACAGCUAUAAACUGAGGGGGUGAUAGAUAUCGGACAGAUGGCAGAGGGAGUUUCUUUACUCAGAGAGUAGGAGGGGGCGUGGAACGCACCGUCUGCAACAGUAGUAUACUCACCAACUUUAAAUGGGCACUUGGCUAUGAAAUGGAGACCUGAGUUCUGGUUGCUGUUUUGACAACAAUUUGAAUUUAACCAACCAGUUUAAAUUAUGCCCCAGGAUACUAAAACCCAAUGAGUUUGAAUUUAUUGUUUUGCCAACCUUGAACAAAUGACACGAUCCAAUGUUGGGGAUAUAAAAAAGUAAGACAUUUUGAAAAUUGGCGACAGAGCAAUUGCUAUGGAGAGAAACCCCGCCCCAGACAUCCACACACACACUCACACAUCUACACAGACACAGACACAGACACACACACACAUACACACACACACACACACACACACACACAUCUACACAGACACAGACACAGACACACACACACAUCUACACAGACACAGACACAGACACACACACAUACACACACACACACACACAUCCACACACACACACACACAUCCACACACACACUCACACACUCACACAUCUACACAGACACCGACACAGACACACACACACAUACACUCACACAUCUACACAGACACACACACACAACCACACAGACACUCACACAUCUACACAGACACACACUCACACAUCUACACAGACACAGACACACACACACACACACACACACACUCACACAUCUACACAGACACAGACACACACACACAUCUACACAGACACACACAGACACACACACACACAUCUACACAGACACACACACACACACUCACACAUCUACACAGACACACA
Messenger RNA from Hemiscyllium ocellatum (epaulette shark), 2696 nucleotides. RefSeq names its product C3a anaphylatoxin chemotactic receptor-like. Gene Ontology annotation, molecular function: complement component C5a receptor activity; G protein-coupled receptor activity. The coding region runs from base 191 to 1273 and encodes 360 amino acids. Lineage: Eukaryota; Metazoa; Chordata; Chondrichthyes; Orectolobiformes; Hemiscylliidae. Gene Ontology annotation, biological process: positive regulation of cytosolic calcium ion concentration; inflammatory response; phospholipase C-activating G protein-coupled receptor signaling pathway. The transcript has 2 exons. Gene Ontology annotation, cellular component: plasma membrane. The record is from RefSeq and is a predicted model, not a curated record.